AGAAGACCCCGGCGCUUGCGGUUGGCGCCGCCUCAGGAGGCCAUGGCGCCGCCGAAGCUGCCGGCCAUCCAUGGCAGGUCGGGCAUGGAGAAGUCGGCGUCCAUGCCGCGCAUCGAGGCGCCACACCCACUGACCGUGCCAAACUUCCGGCGACCGGACGUGUCUGGCCAGCUCCAGGAGAUAGGACAACUUUCUAGCAAGAUUGUCGGCCCGGGCGGGAUCAGCAAGAAGAUGCGCGCAUUGACAGCAUCCUCCAGCACACCAAACCUGCGAGGCAAGCCGGAGCCAGAGCUUCGGCCAGAGGUGAGCCUGGAGCCCAGCCCUCCAAGGAGUACAGGAGGCACUGCGUAUCCAGCCGCUGCGCCAGCAGAAGUGGCAGAAGAAAAGAAGCUGGAGUAUCGGAAGCAUCCGGAGAAGGCGCACUUCAACUUCCGGAACCUUCCGCUGGAGAUCUUCGAUCACACUCCUGAUUUCGAGGUAAAGACCCCGCAGGAGUGGAUGGAGGAGGUGCUGAAAGAUACCAGCCGGCCACAGGCCUGCGUGGUACACUACAAGCGGAAAGAGUGGACCAUGGUGCGCUGCUGGGUGCUGCGGUACGAGGAGGCGAUCAACAGAUAUGUGGUGGAGCUCGAAGAUGCCACGCAUAAGAAGGUCAAGAGACUGUCGUUGAGAUUUAACGCGGAGGACCCAAAGAACUUCGAGCGGCGCGUAGAAACCUGCCGAGCGAGGAAGGCCCACUGCGAAUUGCAAGAAGCCUUCAUCGACUACAUCGAGUACAAGGAUGAUAAAGUAGUGACCCCCAUGCCGCGCUCGAUGAAGGAGUUCUUCAUCCGGUCUUGCCUGGAGCGGUGCAGCCUUCAAGAGCCCAACUCUCAUGCGAGCACCAUCCGGGAGCUCAUGCAGGAGGUGGAGGAGAACUACGUGCUUUCCAUGAAGCUGUUCAAUGUGGAAGUGGAGCUGAUCCCUCUUUUCGGGACAAAGGAAGCUUUUCUCCCAGACGAAAGCAACGAGUUCUCCCUGAAGUUCGAGCCGGUGAUGCGCAGUUUUCUGCCUCGGCCAUGCCCUGAGUCUGGGCUGGUGGAGCAUGCGAAGCCUGAGAUGGCUGUGAAGCAGCUCAUCGCAGAGAUGCGGCAAAUGCCGCUCCUGGGCGCGAACAUUUUCGCCAUCACCAACCAGGUUUGGAGGCGCUACAUGAACGAGGUCGCCAAAUUGGAGCUGAUCGACACCACCCGAGUGGGUGGCGUGGACGUGACGAGGCAGCGCAAGCUCGUCAAGAACUCGGACUCUAUCCUUUUUGAGUCCCAGGACAUGUUUGAGCACCAGAAGAACCACAUAGAGAGGAUCACCACACACCUGAAGCGAGGUUGGCGCGACUACAUCAUCGCAGAGGUGUUGGACAAGCUGUCAGAUGAUUACAACUUUUUCAGCGACGACAUCGAGAAGCACAUGGCAAGCCCAUUGCAUGCCCUUCUCCGGAAGCUGGACAUCAUCAUCAACUCUCAGCUGAGGUGGUUUUUGCAGGACUCCAUGGAUUCCUGGUGCAACUUCUUGAAGUCCUUCCUACCGGAUCCGCAGAAGAAGCGGCCGGCUCCUCUUUUGUACAUUGACUUGGAGGCUGAUCAGGAUGAGAUCUACUUGGAACCGGAGCCCCAGGAGUUUCCGCACGAAUUCGACGGCAUGCUGCGGGAGGCGGUCCGGAAAACCAACAUCGUGCGCACCAUGGAGACGGAGCUGAUGCCCUUCACCAACGUGGAGGAGCACGUCCUCUUCACACCUGAGCUAAGCCCAGAUGGAGACGACGUGGACUACGAACCGCUGGAGAAUGCUUGUGCCGUCACCGUGCAGGUGAUCGAUACAUGCAGCGAAGGGCCACAGCAGAUCUUGGAGCAGUUUCGCAAGUACUCGUACUUGCUGCGGGAGAAAGUGACAGAUUUCGACCCCACGGACAUCGAAGCCUGUCAGCAGCGCAUCGAAGCCUACAGAAGGGCCAAGUAUGAAGUGCAAGUUCUGUCGCAGAGCAUCGUGGACUUCCCGCUGUUCCGGCUCCGCAGUGCGGAAAUCAUCAAAGUGCUCGCGGAGAAGGCCGAGGACCUGGCGCAGGAGUGCCUCCGCCAGGUCAGCGAGUGCAUCGAGGAGCGGGCGGACGGAAUCCUCACGGAGUGGGACACCACGCACCGCCGCAUUCUCUCCAGCCCUGAGUCGGAGAAAGACAUGGCCGACCUUCGGGAAUUUAUGGAGGUGGUGCAGCGCAAGGUGGUGAAGCCAUUGAUGGAGCGCACCCGCGUGGUGCACCAGCAGAUGGACAUGGUGGAGGGUUUCAGCCACGAUGUGGGUAGCGAAGUGGUGGAGAAGGCCUUCAGAUCGUUCGAGUGGCCGCUGCAGAUCAACAUGGACGUCAUGGAGGCAGACCGGCAGCUGAACAAGGACAAGAUCGCCUUCAUGGAACAGCUGCAGCGCGAAGUGGAGGAGUACCAAGUGGACUUCCAGAAGUACACGGCCGAAUUGGAGUGGGUCAAGGGCCUCGACUCCUACGCCGUCGCCGGGCAGGUGGCCCAGAGGGUGCAGACCCUGCAGGACAAUCUGGUGCGAGCAACCGAUCGGGUCAAGUCGUUCUCCGAUCGCGAGAAGCUUUUCCAGAUUGACCAGCGAGACUACUCAGACCUUGAGGUGCUGCAAGAGGAGUACAAGCCAUACUUCGAUUUGUGGUCCAUGGCCAUCGAGUACAACUCGUGCGAAGAGGAGUGGCUGAGUGGGAAGCUGGCCAACCUGUCCGCCGGCGAGGUGGAGCAAAAUGUGGACGACAACUUCAAGGACUCCUACAAGGCCUUUAAGUCCUUUGAGGGCACGCCCAACCCGCAGAAGGUGGCGCAGGAGCUCCGGAGCGCGGUGCAAGCCUUCAAGAAGAACAUGCCCAUCAUCCAGGGCCUCUGCCAGCCAGCAAUCAAGACCUCGCACUUGCUGCAGCUUUUCGAGGACAUGGACGUGGACAUUGAUAUGGAGGAUGGCUUGACGCUCACGAUGUGCCUGGAAGCAGGAAUGAUGGACCACGUGGACAAGGUUGAGGCGAUCAGCACUUCUGCUCAGAAGCAGCACGGCCUCAAGGUGGCCCUGCAGACCAUGAAGAACGAGUGGAAAGCCAUGGCGUUUGGCACGUUCGCCUACAAGAACACUGGCACCUUCCUUCUGAAAGGAGCCGACGAUGUGCAAGCGUUGCUGGACGACCACAUCAUCAAGACCCAGGCCGUCCGCGGAUCUCCCUUUGUGAAGCCCAUCGAGAAGGAGGUCAAGGACUGGGAGGCCAAGCUCCUGUACAUCCAGGACUUGCUGGAGCAAUGGCUCAUGGUGCAGAGGACGUGGCUCUACCUGGAGCCGAUCUUCUGCUCCGAGGAUAUCGUCCGACAGAUGCCCGAGGAGGCGAAGAAGUUCCAAGCCGUGGACAAGCUCUGGCGUGACACCAUGGCUGCCGUGGAGGAGAAUCCCAUUGUCCUGGAUGUGUCGGAGAUCGAGAACCUACUUCUGCAUUUCACCGAGGGCAACAAGAAGCUAGAUCAGAUCCAGAAGUGCUUGAACGACUACCUCGAAACGAAGCGCCUGGCCUUCCCGCGAUUCUUUUUCUUGUCCAACGACGAGCUGCUGAUGAUCUUGUCGCAGACCAAGGAUCCGACGGCAGUGCAGCCCCACAUGGGCAAGUGCUUCGAAGGAAUCAACAGAGUCCGCUUCGACACGAACGAUGAGAUCAUCGAGGCGAUGAUCUCUGUGGAGGGGGAAGUGGUGGACCUGAUCAAGAAGGUGAACGUGAACGAGGGCGACAAGAAGGGCAACGUGGAAAGGUGGCUGCUGGAGGUGCAGGAGUCCAUGAUCCACACCCUGACCAAGAUCAUGGGCGACUCCGUGAAAGCCUACGCAGAGACCAAGAGAGACCAGUGGGUGCUGGAGUGGCCGGGCCAGGUGGCCAUCGCGGUGGACAACAUUUACUGGACCAGAGAAGUGGCAGAGGCCAUCGAGAAGGGCAAGCUGGCGGACUACUAUCAGGUCUGUGCCACGCAGCUGGCGGAGCUGGUGGAGUUGGUGCGCGGGGAGCUGUCCAAACUCGCACGCCGCACCCUCACGGCGAUGGUGACCAUCGACGUGCACAACCGUGACGUGGUGGCCAACUUGCGGGAUGUCAAUGUGACUUCAUCCAAGGACUUCGAUUGGAUGGCGCAGCUGCGGUACUAUUGGGCCCCGGCUGGGUCCAUCAUCAUGUACGAGACCCAGAAGCCGAGCGUCGUGGACCACUGCCAGGUCUCUAUCAUCAAUGCCACCCUUCUCUACGGCUUCGAGUACCUUGGCAACAGCGACCGCCUGGUGGUCACUCCUUUGACAGACAGGUGCUACCGAACUCUCAUGGGCGCGUUCCAUCUCUUCUACGGCGGGGCGCCAGAAGGGCCCGCAGGAACUGGCAAGACGGAAUCCACAAAGGACUUGGCCAAGGCGAUGUCGGUUCAGUGUGUGGUCUUCAACUGCUCGGACGGCCUUGACUAUUUGGCAAUGGGCAAGUUCUUCAAAGGCUUGGCUUCAUCCGGUGCUUGGUGCUGCUUCGACGAGUUCAACCGGAUUGACCUGGAAGUGCUGUCAGUGAUUGCGCAGCAGGUUGCCUGCAUCCAGGAGGCCAUCCGCAUGAAGAAGCGCCGCUUCAUCUUCGAAGACACGGAGCUGGAGCUGAUCCCGACCUGUGCGGUGAACAUCACGAUGAAUCCGGGCUAUGCUGGCCGGUCAGAGCUGCCUGACAACUUGAAGGCUUUGUUCCGACCCUGCGCGAUGAUGGUGCCAGACUAUGCCCUGAUCGGCGAGAUCGUGCUCUAUUCAGUGGGCUUCGGCAACGCCAAGCCUCUGGCGGCGAAGGCAGUGGCCAGUCUUCGCCUGGGCUCCGAGCAGCUCUCCUCCCAGGACCACUAUGACUUUGGCAUGCGAGCGCUGAAGUCCAUCCUUGUGGCGGCUGGCCAGCUGAGGAAGAAGUUUGGAAACACCCGAGCGGAAGAUAUUUUGAUGCUCUCAGCGCUGAACGAUGUGAACCUGCCCAAAUUCACGUCCAACGACAUUCCCCUUUUCCUGGGCAUUACUGGCGACCUUUUCCCAGGGGUCAAGCUGCCGGCCUCUGACUACGGCAAGCUGAUCAACGAGCUGGAGGGCGCCGCGAAAGCCCGUCACCUGCAGCCGAAGGGCUCCUUCAUCCACAAGUGCACACAGCUGUGGGAGACGAUCAUGGUGCGGCAUGGCCUCAUGGUGGUUGGCAUGAACGUCUCCGGCAAGACAGAGGUGGAGCACGUGCUUUCUGAUGCCUUGGCUGCCGUCGCAGAUGGUGACCUCUACUUGCCAGUUCAGAUGCACAAGAUCAAUCCAAAGUCAAUCAAACAGGGCCAACUCUACGGAGACUUUGACGAGAACACGCACGAGUGGACCGAUGGCAUACUGGCCUUGACUGUUCGCUACACGGCCAAUGCUGAUCCCGCCUAUCGGCAGUGGAUCAUGCUGGACGGACCUGUGGACGCGGUCUGGAUCGAGAACAUGAACACGGUCCUUGACGACAACAAAAAACUUUGCCUCAACAGUGGCGAGAUCAUCAAGCUGAGCGGUGUGACGACCAUGAUGUUUGAGGUGGAGGACCUGACCUUUGCGUCGCCGGCCACCGUGUCUCGCUGCGGCAUGGUCUUCAUGGAGCAGGUGGAUAUUGGCUGGCGUGUGCUGAUGCAGUCCUGGCUGGAGACUGCUCCAGAGCGGCUGCAGGAAUGCACGGACCAAUUGAAGACACUCCUGGAAACCAAUGUGGAUCAGUGCUGGGAGAUGUGCCAACGGAAGAUCAAGACGCCCGUGCCCGUGACGCAAAAUUGGCUGGUCAAGAGCUUGCUGAAGCUCCUGCUGGCGCUGUUGCGCAUUGAGCUGCCACUGGACCCUGAGAAGGAUGCCAAGGACAUCCCGGCAAAGGAGAAGGAGGUCAAGGUGGAGAACAUGUUUUGGCUUGCUUUGGUCUGGAGCUUUGGCGCCACCACCGACUCGGCGGGGCGCAAGCAAAUGGACCGGUUCAUUCGGUCCAUCCAGGCAGGCAUGCCUGUGAAGGAUGAGUUCGAUCUCAUUGCGGAUGACCCGACCUUCAGGCCGGUGUCCAAGACUCCCUUCCCAGAGAAGGACAGCGUCUUCGAGUACUUUGCCUUUGCGCAGUCCAACAAAUGGGAGUCCUGGACGAAGAAGAUCAUGGGCUUCGACAUCCCCAAGGAAGCUUUGGCUCAUCAGAUCAUGGUCCCCACGACUGAUACCGUGCGCAGCGCUUUCUUGCUGCAGACCCUGGUGGCCAGCGAACACCACGUCUUGUUCUCCGGCCUGACGGGCACUGGCAAGACGGUGGUCAUUCAGCAGGAACUGUUGAAGCGCUUCGACAAAGAGAGGUAUACAGUCAUCUCUUUCGCCUUCAGCGCGCAGACGACGGCAAACCAGACGCAGGAUAUCAUCGAUGGCAAGCUGGACAAGCGCAAGAAGGGAACGUAUGGCCCACCCUUUGGAAAGAAGUGCCUCCUGUUCAUCGACGACAUGAACAUGCCGGCCAAGGAGAAGUACGACGCGCAGCCUCCCAUCGAGCUGCUGCGGCAAUGGAUGGACGCCGGUGGUUGGUACGAUCGGAAGAGCGCCGAGUUCCGGAACUUGGUGGACCUGAUCUUCAUUGGCGCCAUGGGCCCUCCGGGUGCAGGCCGGCCCUUUUUGACGGGCCGCUACCAGCGCCGCUUCAACCUGGUUUUCGUCACACCCUUUGAGCAGGAAAGUUUGCAGAGGAUCUUCCAAAGCAUCAUGCAGUGGUUCCUCGGGAAAUUUUCCGGAGCUGUGGCGGGAGCCGCCAACGCAGUGGUGAAGUCCACGAUCCAGCUCUACGAGGACAUGUCUGCCGAAAUGCUGCCGACGCCCGCCAAGAGUCACUACACCUUCAACCUCCGGGACCUGGCCAAGGUCCAUUUGGGCAUCUGCCGGUGCCACAAGAAGUCCAUGGAGGCCGCCGACGACUUGGCGCGGUGCUGGGCCCACGAAGCGCACCGCGUCUUCUUCGACCGCCUGGUCACCAAAGACGACCAGCAGUGGUUCCAGGCGAAGAUCAACGACAUUCUGAAGGAGAAUUUCAAGAAGGAGUGGAAGGCGCUGGUGAAGGUGGAGCCACUUAUUUGGUGCGACUUCAUUGACCCCAAGGCCAACUACUACCAGCAGGUGGAGGAUCCUCCGCAGCUGCUGGAGGUCUUGAACAACUGCCUCGUGGAGUACAACACCAUGGCCAAGCGAGGCAUGGACCUUGUGCUCUUCAUGGCAGCGGCGCAGCAUGUCAGCCAGAUGGUGCGCGUGCUGAAGACUCCGCUGGGCAAUGCCUUGUUGGUCGGCGUGGGCGGCAGCGGCCGGAAGAGUUUGGCCACCCUCGCAGCCUUUGUGGCAGAGCAGGAGACGUUCCAGAUCGAGAUCACCAAGAGCUAUGGUAUGAACGACUGGCAUGAAGAUCUGAAAAGGUUGCUCAUCCGUUGCGGCGGACAGAUGAAGGAGGUUUGCUUCCUUCUGCCAGACACGCAGAUUGCCAAUGAAAACUUUGUGGAAGAGGUCUCCGGGCUUCUGAACACGGGUGAAGUGCCCAACCUGUUCAACGCCGAGGACAAGACGCAAGUCCUGGAGCUUUGCACGAACGUGGCUGCCAAGGAGGGUCGGCAUGGCCCGGCGGAGGUGAUGGCCUUCUUCGUGGAGCAGUGUAUGAAGAACAUGCACAUCGUCUUGGCCUUCUCACCCAUUGGGGAGAACUUCCGACGCCGUGUGCGCAUGUUCCCGUCGCUGGUGAACUGCUGCACGAUCGAUUGGUUCCAUGAGUGGCCAGAGGCUGCUCUUCAGAGUGUGGCGCACCAUUUCCUGGGGAAGAUCGGAAUGCCGGACCAGGUGCUGACCGGGGUGGUGAACAUUUGCGUGGCCAUGCAGAAGAGUGUGUUUGAACUCGCAGAGCGCUUCCAGAAAGAGGUGCAGCGGUACUACUAUGUUACGCCCACCUCCUACCUGGAGCUCAUCAACGCCUUCAAAGGACUGCUGGCAUCGAAGCAGGAGGAGGUGUCCAAGGUCAAGUCGAGGUAUGACGUGGGCUUGGACAAGAUCAUGAGCACAGAGGAGCAGGUUACCACCAUGCAGGCGGAGCUGGAAGAACUGAAGCCGACCCUGAAGAAGACGGCAGAAGACACGGCGCAGCUGAUGGUGGUGAUCGAGGGCAAGCAAAAGGAGGCCGCGGCCACCGAGGAAGUGGUCUCCAAGGAUGCAGCGGAGACGGCGAAGGUGGCCGAGAGCGCCACUGCGAUGAAGACGGACUGCCAGCGCGACCUAGACAAGGCGAUGCCUGCUUUGAAUUCCGCCCUCGAGGCGUUGAAUCAGCUCUCCAAAGGCGACAUUGUCGAGGUGAAGGCCAUGGGAAAGCCUCCGGGCGGCGUGGUGCUCGUUUCCAAAGCGCUGUGCUGGUGCUUCGGGGUCAAGCCCAAGAAGGUGCCUGCGCCAGACGGCCGGUCCAAGGUGGAUGACUACUGGGACCCGGCGAAGAAGGAGCUAUGGGGUGACCCGAAGUUGUUGGAUCGGCUGCUCUACUUUGACAAGGACAACAUCCCGCCAGAUGUUAUGACCAAGCUGUUGCCAUUGGAAACAGAUCCAGAGUUCGAGCCUGACGCCAUCAAGAAGGCCUCCCUCGCAGCUUGCGGAAUCUGCAAGUGGGUACGCGCCAUGAUUGUCUACGACCAGGUGGCGAAGAUGGUGGGCCCCAAGAAGGAGGCCUUGGCGGAGGCCGAGGCCAAGCUGAAGGGGGCAGAGGAUGCGCUGGCCAUCAAAAAAGCCGAGCUGCAGGCCGUGCAGGACAACGUCGCCAAGCUACUGUCAGAGUUCGCCACGGCCAAGCAAAAGAAAGAUGACCUGCAGAACCAGUUCGAGGUGUGCUCCAAGCGUUUGGUCACCGCUGAGAAGCUGAUCAACGGCCUGGGCGGCGAGAAGAGUCGCUGGCAGGCCUCCUCCGCGAAGCUCGGGGAGCAGUACAACAACUUGACGGGGGAUGUGCUCAUCUCUUCGGGCAUCAUCGCAUAUUUGGGCUGUUUCCUGGCCAAGUACCGCAACGAGUCCGUGGAGUCCUGGAUUUCGCUGAUGCUGGAGAACAAGGUUCCCUCCUCAUCCACCUUCUUGCUCCGUUCCGUGAUUGGCGAGGACGUGGCCAUCCGGCAAUGGGUGAUCGACAAGCUGCCCAAUGACCAGGUGUCGAUCGACAACGCGUUGAUCCUGUCCAACUCGAGGCGCUGGCCCUUGAUGAUCGACCCACAGAUCCAAGCGAACAAGUGGAUCCGCAACUCCAAGGGCGACAAGCUCAUGGUGCUGCGCCUCUCGCAGAACAAUUACGCUCGGAAGUUGGAGGUGGGCAUCUCUCAAGGCAUGCCAGUGCUCAUCGAGAACGUUCCAGAGACGCUGGACCCCUUGCUGGAGCCGCUGCUCCAAAAAGCCAAGUUCAAGGCAGGCAACAUGAUCAUGAUCCGCUUGGGGGACUCCACCGUAGAGUACAACGAAGACUUCCGGCUGUUCAUCACCACCAAGCUGCCGAACCCCCACUACGCCCCAGAGAUCUGCGUGCAGGUCACGUUGCUGAAUUUCAUGGUGACGCCGGACGGCUUGCAAGAUCAGAUGUUGGGCAUCCUGGUGGCCAAGGAAGAGCCAGAGGUGGAGAAGAAGCGGCAGAACCUGAUCAUCGAAAGCGCGCAGAGCAAGGCUCAGCUCAAAGAGAUCGAGGACAAGAUCCUGGAGCUGCUCUCCAACUCCAAGGGCAACAUCCUGGACGACGACGAGCUGAUCACCACCUUGGCCAACUCCAAGGUCACCUCCACCCGAAUCGAGGAAAGGGUCAAGGAGCAAGAGAAAACCCAGGCAUUGGUUCAGGAGACUCGCGAGACCUAUGUGCCAGUCUCCGUCCGCAGCUCCGCCAUGUUCUUCGUGGUUGCAGACCUGUGCAAGGUGGAGCCCAUGUACCAGUACAGCUUGGAGUGGUUCGUCGACAUCUUCCUGCUUGCCAUCAAGACCGCCGAGAAGCCUGAGCGCAACCUACAGCGUCGACUCACUGCGUUGCAGAACCAGUUCAUCAAGCUUCUCUACGAGAAGGUGUGCGACUCCCUCUUCGCCAAAGACAAGCUGAUGCUGUCCCUUCUGCUGAGUUUCAAGUCCAUGGAGGUGGACUCAGAGCUUGACCACGCGGAGAAGAGCUUGCUGCUGGUGGGUGGCACCACUGGCGCGCAGGUGCGGCCGCGGCCAGUUGCGGAGUGGCUCAGCGACGUGAGCUGGGCGCGGCUGUCGGAGCUGGAGGAUCUGGGGAAGGGCCCCUGGCCUGGCCUCACAGACAGAUUCACCAAGCACCUCUCCGAAUGGAAGGCGGUGUUUGACUCGGACGAUCCUGUCAAGGCUCCGUGGCCGGAGAAGCUCCAGGAGCAGCUGACGCCGCUGCAGCAGGCGCUGGUGCUGCUGGCGGUGCGCGCGGAUGCCACGGUGCCAGGUCUUCAGAGCAUCAUCCACGCAAAGUUGGGUGCCGAAUUCCUGGAGCCACCACCGUUCAACUUGGAGAAGGUGUACGCUGACAGCAACAACGUCACCCCGCUGAUCUUCGUGCUAUCCUCCGGCGCAGAUCCCAUGGCAGAGCUGAACCGCUUGGCCCAGAAGAAUAACAUGUUCGAGACAAAGGCUGCCGUGUCUCUGGGGCAGGGCCAGGGCCCAAAGGCCGAGUUUGCCAUCAGCGAGGGCAAGCAGCAAGGCAACUGGGUCAUCCUUCAGAACUGCCACUUGGCGGUGUCUUGGAUGCCCGUUCUGGAGAAGCUGGUGGAAGAGUUGGACCCCGAUGCGGUGGCAGACACCUUCAGGCUCUGGCUCAGUGCCAUGCCCUCGCCGCAUUUCCCGGUGAGCGUGCUGCAGAACGGCAUGAAGAUGACUGUGGAGCCGCCCAAGGGGCUGAAGUCCAACCUGCUCCGAGCCUACCUGUCCUUCGAGGAAGAGUGGUUCGAGUCUGCCGGCAACACCGAUGCUUCCCGAAGAGCCUUCCGCAAGAUGCUCUUUGGCCUUUGCUUCUUCCACGCCCUCAUUCAGGAGCGAUGCAAUUAUGGGCCUUUGGGCUGGAACAUCCCAUAUCAGUUCUCAGAGCCAGACCGGCAGAUCUGCAUGUCGCAGCUGAAGAUGUUCCUGGAAGAGAAUGCCAGCAUCCCCUAUGCUGCUCUGCGCUACACGGCAUCGGAGGCCAACUACGGGGGCCGUGUUACCGACGCGCAUGACCGCAUCACCAUCACCAACCUCAUCACCGAUUACUACUGCGAGGACAUAUUGAAGGAUGGAUACAAGUUCUCGGAGUCUGGCACCUACUACGCUCCGAAGUUCCAGCCUUUGAAUGGCUACCUCGAGUACAUCCGAGCGUUACCCAUCAACCAAAUGCCGGAGGCCUUCGGGUUGCACGCGAACGCCAACUUGUCCGCCGCCAUCAAAGAGGGCCUGGGCAUCCUGGCCACGGCCAACUCGAUGCUGCCGAAGGGCGGGGGCGGAGACAGUGGCGCCAAGACCCCGGAUCAGAUCAUGUCGGAGCUCUCCUCCAAGUUCCUCUCGGAGAUCCGGCAGCCCUUCGACGUCGAGUGGCUCUCAGCAACGUACCCCACGGACUACAACGAGUCUAUGAACACCGUGGUGAACCAAGAGGCCCUGCGCUUCAACAAGCUGCUCAUCCGAGUCCGCGCCAGCCUGGUUGACAUCGGCAAGGCGGUGAAGGGUCUGGUCAUCAUGGGGCCGGACUUGGAAGAUGUCGCCAGCGGGAUCCUUCUGAACAAGCAGCCGGCUUUCUGGCAGAAGAACUCCUAUCCGUCGCUGAAACCCAUGUCAUCCUACGUCGCGGACCUGGUUGCGCGAAUGAACUUCUUUACAAAUUGGAUGGACAAUGGACAUCCAGACACCUACUGGUUGUCCGGAUUCUUCUUCACUCAGUCCUUCCUGACUGGCCAGCUUCAGAACUUUGCUCGAAAGCAGAAGUUGCCCAUCGACACGCUCAUCUGGACCUUCCACAUAUUGAAGAAGGAGAUCACGCACCACAAUAAGCCGGAGGAGGGCUGCAUUGUGUAUGGCCUGUUUAUGGACGGUGCGCGCUGGGACAAUGAGAAGCAGGUCAUCCAAGACAGCCUUCCGAAGGUCUUGUUCUCGGAGAUCCCGCACAUGCACUGGGUGCCUUGUGAGAAGGACAAGGAUCCAACAGACCUCUCCAAGAUCUACGCGUCGCCCAUCUACAAAACCUCUGAACGCAAGGGCGUCCUCUCUACCACGGGGCACUCUACGAACUUUGUGUCCACCAUCAAGAUUCCCAUCGCGCCGGAGCACAGCUCCAAGUUCUGGACCAAGCGCGGCGUGGCCUGCUUGUGCCAGCUGGACGAUUGAAGCCUGCGUCGAGUUUAUUGUGUCACACCAGGGUGUCGUGCCUCUGGAGGUUUCACUUGGAAGCCUGUCUAAGACGGGCAGUGUCACGUCCCACAGACGAGUUGGAAGGCUUCUGCCACCGCCUGGCGACACACAUUUCUUCUUUGCCUGAUGCGAGCCAUGCAGCGGCAACCAUUUCCCACGGCCCCGCCCCCCCAAUGCAGCGGUUCAGCGGUCUCUCAGCCUGCCUGUCUCACCAUCCGUCUCACCCUCCUUCUGCACGGCGCAGCGAGCGCGCAGCGCGUAGCACAGGGCUUGGGGCAUCCGACGCCCCUGGGCCGGCCAGUUCCGAAUGAAUCGGCACUGAGCUCUUGAAACGAGUUUUGAUGCGACAUGGCCGGCCCAAGUUUCCAGAGGUUUGCAAGGCGUUG
This is a messenger RNA of Effrenium voratum, 12866 nucleotides long. The record is from the annotation of a GenBank genome assembly. Lineage: Eukaryota; Dinophyceae; Suessiales; Symbiodiniaceae.